ACUCGACGCAGGUGGCAGCACUGUACGCGGGAGAGAGCAGGCGUGGCCACAUGACUCACGGCCCCUGACGUCACGGCGGUUUCUGUCCACAACUGACACCACCCGCAGAACAAUUCGCGAUUUUUCACCCCGAUAGUCACUCUUACGUCGUAUAAAGACUCACCAUGUCGUCCCGAAAAGCUGCCGGUCGGCGAGUGGCCACCAAGAAGAGGGCCCAGCGGGCGACGUCCAAUGUCUUUGCCAUGUUUGACCAGGCCCAGAUCCAGGAGUUCAAAGAAGCCUUCAACAUGAUCGAUCAGAACAGGGACGGUUUCGUGGACAAGGAGGAUCUGCAUGAUAUGCUUGCAUCUCUAGGAAAGAACCCCACCUCGGAGUACCUGGACGGCAUGAUGAACGAAGCUCCCGGCCCCAUCAACUUCACCAUGUUCCUUACCCUGUUUGGUGAGAGGUUGCAGGGCACUGACCCUGAGGAUGUGAUCAAAAACGCAUUUGGUUGCUUCGACGAAGAAAACAACGGCCACAUCAACGAGGAAAGGCUGAGAGAAUUGCUGACUUCCAUGGGAGACCGAUUCACCGACGAUGAGGUUGACGAAAUGUACAGAGAAGCACCAAUCAAGGGAGGUAUGUUCGAUUACAUCGAGUUCACUCGCAUUUUGAAGCACGGCGCCAAAGACAAGGAUGAGCAAUAGACUGUGUCCGUUGCUUGCAAUUCAUCUCGAUUGAUCAAGAGCUGAGCGGGACCAUGUAUCAAUCAGAUCUUUGAUUCUUGUCUUUCCUGUUGAAGCAGUAUUGAAAAUCUCUUUUAAUUAUCAA
This is a messenger RNA of Neocloeon triangulifer, 813 nucleotides long. RefSeq names its product myosin regulatory light chain sqh (gene sqh). Gene Ontology annotation, molecular function: calcium ion binding; myosin heavy chain binding. The transcript has 4 exons. Bases 165 to 689 code for a protein of 174 amino acids. Gene Ontology annotation, cellular component: cytoplasm; myosin II complex. Gene Ontology annotation, biological process: locomotion; post-embryonic development. NCBI's taxonomy places the organism in Eukaryota, Metazoa, Arthropoda, Insecta, Ephemeroptera, Baetidae. The record is from RefSeq and is a predicted model, not a curated record.